Molecule: messenger RNA, 1955 nt
Organism: Coregonus clupeaformis (lake whitefish)
Lineage: Eukaryota; Metazoa; Chordata; Actinopteri; Salmoniformes; Salmonidae
Product: lipid droplet-regulating VLDL assembly factor AUP1
Exons: 13
Coding region: 204-1562 (452 amino acids)
Cellular component (GO): membrane
Molecular function (GO): ubiquitin binding
Source: RefSeq, a predicted model, not a curated record
AAACGUCACUCUUCUGCUCUUUCUAGUGUUCAACAUGGCGUCCGAGGUAGACUAGCUGGACACGGUAGCCAGCUACAACAUGAGCUAACGGGCUGUUGCCAGUUUUACCGUUUGGAAUUACUGUAUACUGUUGAUUAGCUAGCUAGUAUGCAGGAAAGUAACCCGUGUUAAUAAUUUACUCAACCGAUAGAUUAGGCGAAAUAAUGGAAACUCGAGGAAUAGAACAGAUGUUUGACUUCCAGCGGUUGCCAAACGAUGGACUGGUCCUGUUGCUGGUAUUGCUUUACUCUCCAGUUGGCCUGUGUUUGAUGUUACUACGAAUCUUCGUAGGUGCACAUGUGUUUUUGGUGAGCUGUGCACUCCCAGACAGUCUUGUUAGAAGAUUCAUUGUGAGAGUGAUGUCCUCAGUCCUUGGUAUGCACGUGAGACAGAACAGCCCACGUUUAAGAGACAAAAGCACAAAACUGUACAUUUGCAAUCACGUGACCCAGUUUGACCACAACAUUGUCAAUCUUCUGACCUCUUGCAAUACACCCAUGCUGGAGGACUCUGCGGGCUUCGUGUGUUGGGCCAGAGGCUUCAUGGAGCUGGGUGCCAUAUCGGGUCAGGAUGAGAUGGAGGAGUCCCUCAGGAGAUACUGCUCCUCUCCAGGAACUCUGCCCCUGCUCCUCUUCCCCGAGGAGGACACAACCAAUGGGCGCGCUGGCCUGCUCAAGUUCAGUUUCAUGGGCUUAGUAACGUCAAAUGCAGAGAUCUUGCCUACGAAUUGGCACAUCGAAGCAACAUCCCUGUCCCAGACAACUGGUCAAGAAAUGGAAGGCUCCUGGCCUUUCUCUUUGACUGACUCCAUUCAGCCUGUGGCCUUGCAAGUGAAGAGACCAUUUCUAGCUCUGAGCACCCCAGACUCCUUUUGGUUGACAGAACUGUUGUGGACCUUUUUCGUCCCGUGUACAGAGUACCAUGUAAGAUGGCUCCCCCCUGUGUCAAGACAAGAUGAAGAGUCCCUUCAAGAUUUUGCCAACAAAAUCCAAGAGCUCCUAGCCACUGAGCUCGGCGUGGUCUCGACACAGAUUACCAAAGCAGACAAAGCCGAGCAUGUGAAAAGGAAACGGCACAUUGCACCGCGCACCACAACCUCAAAUCUUGGUGCCAGACCACGUUCUCUGGGCUUCGUGGUCCGCAGCUCUGGGGUGGAGGAGCUAAGGAUCAGCAGGAUGGCCCAGCAGGUGAAGGAGGUUCUGCCUGACAUCCCCCUCAGCAUCAUCACCAGAGACCUUGUGCAAACCAACUGCGUGGACACCACUAUCACUAACCUGCUGGAGAGCACUGAGGAGUUCCCAUUGGUGGCCCCAGGCGGAGCCACGUCUGCACCAGGCCCAUCCUGGAGGUCCCUCUCCUUUUCUGCUGCACCCGCUCCCACCAUUAAGCCUGCUGCCAAAUCUUUUGGGAAAUCACCAGUAGACCGACGCAUGUCCCUACAAGAGAGGAAGGAGGCCUUGUAUGAGUUCGCAAGAAGACGCUACAUCGAGAAGCAUGGACUGGAGCAGGAUGACAACCACUGAACAAGAUCUGAUCGCUGGGAAACGUGUUAGGAAUGACAGGCGUUAAAAUCAAAUAAUUGUACAGGAGUGUAUGGAGAGGAGAACAGAGGAUAGUUUUUGUUGAGCCACACGUACUGGAGGAAAACCUUCUGAAGACUUCAAUGGAUUUUUUUAUUUGCUUGCAUGGCAAUCAUGCAUGUCUUUUUUGGUUUCUCCCUGCAAAAAUAUUAUUUUGAUAACAAUUUGUAUUAAGACCCAGUGACCAUGAUGGCAGAGGGGAUGAUGAAACAAAGGCCAUCUUUCUCUGCUUUCAGAGAAGGCACAUCAGCUCUUAGGUUAAUUAGGAUUCGACAGUAUGUGUUUCUGCAGUAUGAACUUUUUAAAGUGAAUAAAGUUCAUAAUUUAUAAAUGCAA